AUGGGGAAAAUCCGUGGCCAAGAGGCCAACAAAGCCUCUCGCAGCGGUUUGUUGGACCGGGUGAAAGCAUAUUUCAGGCAUCAACCUAUUGCCCCCACGACCGCCACAGACAACCCGAAUACAACACUGCCUGAUCCUCGUGCAACUGAUCCCACUUCAUCAGACUCGCCGCCAAUUGAUGCGCACACCGUUGAUGAGCCUCCGCAACCCUCAACUGCAAUAGUCUCCCCUACACCUAGCCCUGAUGAUGAAGACCCCGGCCUAUCCAGUUCGACAAUACUCGUGGUGGACACGGGUGACGAGCUUCCGUCGGAUUGUUUGCCUCAGUCUUCAGAAGAUAACACAUUGUGGCAGAAAGCCUACAAUGCUGCGACUCCAAAGACGAAAAAAUGGAUUGGCGGGCUUUUGAAGCCAAAUGGCAUGUUGAAGUCAGCUGAGACUGCACAGACAGAGGAGCUCAUUGAGAUUGUUCGAGCUAUAGAAAAAAGGCACCAAGAUCAUGAUCUUCGGAUUCCAAUAGGGGGGAAACAGAUCCUUUGGAGAGAUUAUGCGCCUCGAGUCAGGUCUUUCAUCGAAGCGAUUGGAGAUAUUGCUAUCCAGUUCGCUCCUGCUCCAUCAAGAAUCAUUUGGUCCACAUUGAAGACACUUCUGCAGAUGUCCAUCGCACCGGGUGAGGAAUUUGCCGCUAUUCUAGGAUGCUCCGAAAAGGUUUUGAGCAUCGUAAGACGUGGAAAGGUGUACGAGGUUAUAUAUUUGAAUAGUGCCAACACUUUCGUUCCGGAACAGGAAGAUUUGGAGCGCUCGCUUAUUGAUGUGUACACAAAAUCACUCGACCUACUUGCCUAUGUGGGACAGCGCCUGGCGGAAGGAUAUCGGCAUAUACUUCUCGCGAUUGUCAACCCUGGCGAGGCAGAAGGUCUAAUGGCUAGCAUAAUCCAGUGUGAGGACGACCUGAUCAAAGCAGCUCAGACCUGCGAGGCCAUACGAAGAGCUAACGCGGAUGAACUGACUUGGGGAAAUGAACUUCUUGAGGCCUUGGAAUAUUUUAGUCACAUCGACUUCGGAGAUCAGCAUCGCGUAAGGCAUGAAUUGAGAACCCCAGGAACCGGGGAAUGGCUAUUGCAACAUAAGAAAUUUCAAGAAUGGGAGCAAGUCCCAGCGUCAACAAUAUUGUGGCUGCAAGGUACUGUGGGUAUGGGGAAAUCGUUCCUCGCAUCCAAAGUCAUAGAUCGAUUUCGUCGCCAACCUGACCUUCAAGACCCCCUUUUAACACUUCAAAGCUUUGUUCGCCAGCUAUCAACUUCUCCACGCUAUUCGAAGAUGAUGAGAAAAAGUCUUAUCGAGUUGUACCGUGAUAACAGAGCGAAUGGCUUAAAACUGGGAUUUGACGCCUGUAAACAGCAACUUUUAGAAUCGGUGAACCUCUACCCCCAAACUAUCAUUAUUCUGGAUGGUUUGGACGAGUGCGAUGCAGAAUCGAGGGGUAAACUUAUCACCAUUUUGGCUGGUCUCGUCAAGGAUGCUGAGCAUCCUGUGAAGAUUCUCAUUUCAAGUCGACGGGAACAGGAUAUCGUGAGAUUACUCCCAGUUAGAUCAAUCAUCGAGAUUGAUGCCAAUGAUAAUCGGGAUGAUAUUGAGAAAUUCAUUGAGAAAAAGAUGGAGGAGAUAGAAGAGAGGGGGUUAUGGGAAUCAAUCCCGAGAGAGCUAAAGUCAGAAAUUAAAAACACUCUUUGCAAAGGUAGUGAUGGCAUGUUCAGAUGGGCUUUUCUCCAAAUGGAGCAACUAUCGAAAUGCCAACAAGUGAAAGAAAUUAGAGACAGGCUUGGAAAACUUCCAAAGUCUCUAAACGCCUCUUACCAUGAACUCUUUGAAGGAAUGAGCAUCUACGACCAAGAAACGCUACGGCGUGCUGUUAUGUGGGUGAUGUGUGCUUACCAACCUUUAUCAAGCAAUCAGUUGCUUUCUGCUGUUCGGCUCUCCAUGAACAGUGACGGAGAGAGCCAUGAUAUAGAAGAUGAACUUACAGAGGAGACUCUUCGCUCAAUCUGCCGCCACCUGGUUGUUACAGAUUCCAAGCGAGAUGUAUGGAAGUUCCCGCAUGCAUCGAUCAUUGAAUACUUUGAGACAAAGCAUGAAUGGACAAUGGCGAAAGCACAUUCAUUUGUUGCCAAGCACGCUUUAAUCUGUCUUAUCAACGGCCAUUUUAAGUGUGAGUCGCCCACAGACUCUGAAGGAAUCGAUCAAGUAUCAUCAAGCAACAAAAGGGAUCCUCAUCACCCGGCCAGCUAUCUUCAAGAGUAUUUGUGGCAAUAUUGGUAUCGACAUGUUCACGCCCUUGAAGAUUUGAGGCCUCAUGACGCUCAAUUGUCACGGUUGGUAAAGCGUUUCAUAGGUCUCAACAGCUCUCCUCAACAGAGCAGCCAGCAGUACCGCCACUGGAUUGUCAAACAUUUAUUUGACAUAAGAAAAUCCUGCGAUCUUUUCCCCUUGGAUAAUGGAAUUUUUGGUGCCUGCAAUUUCGGCUUCUAUCAUAUUUUACAGGACUGGUGGUCAGCUGGUGUCGAUAUCUCACAAGUCAAUGAAAAUGGACUAGACUUGCUUGCAAUCGCGGCAGGCAAUGGACACAAACACCUUUGCGAGAAGCUGAUAAGCCUUGGAGCAGAUGUCAACAGGCUGCUCUGCAACGGGACGACAAGCGCCUUGAGAGAAGCAGAUCGAGCAAAACAUGUCGAUGUGGUAAACUUCCUUCUUGACAAUAAUGCCGACCCAAAUCUACAAUACCUUCAGGCUUCCCCGUCCUCUAUACGAGCUCAAGCCAUGAUCUGGUAA
Messenger RNA from Trichoderma breve, 2829 nucleotides. RefSeq names its product NACHT domain-containing protein. Gene Ontology annotation, molecular function: protein binding. Bases 1 to 2829 code for a protein of 942 amino acids. NCBI's taxonomy places the organism in Eukaryota, Fungi, Ascomycota, Sordariomycetes, Hypocreales, Hypocreaceae. The transcript is spliced from 6 exons. The record is from RefSeq and is a predicted model, not a curated record.